Grus americana (Whooping crane) is the source of this 555-nucleotide messenger RNA. RefSeq names its product hydroxyacyl-thioester dehydratase type 2 (gene HTD2). NCBI's taxonomy places the organism in Eukaryota, Metazoa, Chordata, Aves, Gruiformes, Gruidae. The transcript has a single exon. The record is from RefSeq and is a predicted model, not a curated record. Bases 1 to 507 code for a protein of 168 amino acids.
AUGUUGCAACCCUUCAGGUAUGGAAUUUCUGGAGGGGAUUUCCGACAAAGAGCCUUGACAAAGCUAACAGUUAUCAACUCACUGCUUGGACGUCCCUUCCCUCAGCAUUUACACGUAAAAGUUGGAGACAAAGCUGAGCUUACAAAAGCUUUUACACAGAAUGAUGUUGUUACUUUUUCUGAUUUAACAGGUGACACAAAUCCUUUGCAUUUAAAUGAAGAUUUUGCAAAGAAAUCUAGGUUUGGGAGAACUAUUGUGCAUGGAGUUUUGAUCAAUGGACUUAUUUCUGCAGUUCUGGGUACUAAAAUGCCUGGUCAAGGUUGUGUGUUUCUUUCUCAGGAGAUCCGAUUUCCAGCUCCUUUGUAUACUGGUGAAGAAGUCAUAGCUGCUGUGGAAGUUAAACGACUGAAGGGUUCUAUUGCACACGUUUCAGUAUCGUGUAAAGUCAAAGAAAGUGGAAAGACUGUUAUGGAAGGGAUGGUGAAAGUCAUGGUGUCGGACAGUUAGAGCUGUUGAUCCUAUGCUGCUUUACUAUAAAGGCCAGAGAUAUACGCU